UCGACACACAUAUACUUGUGUAUCACAUGUACAUCUUCACAUCGUUGUGAUACUUGUAUUAUUUUGACACCUUUCCUUGGAACUAUCGUAUUGGCCAUAAUUGACCAUUCUUUCCCGUGUAGGUCAAUUCUGUGGACCAUGACAUGAUUUGCAUAUCAUUUGCAUACUCGGGUUAAACGAAGGCAAUCCCGAUGUUGUCGUGUCUGUAACAUAUUCUGUCAUCUGUGUAUCCAGAUUCCACCUGCAAAUGUAGGAUCAUCACUGCGUCAUUCACCACAAGGAUGCAGUUUUAUUGUGAUUUCAUCUGCGGCAUUUGAAGCCACCCUGACCUGUUUGAUCCAGACGGGAGAAGCUGUGUACGCCGCCCCACAGUGGAUUGUCUGGAAGUCUUCAACUGUCCCAUGAUGUAAACACCCUUCAGAACUGAAGCCACGGGUCCCAACUAUGGCAGGAACACGGCAGCACAAAGGCAGGACAGAGUCUGGUGCCAAGACAACGAUAUCCCUGGAUGACCCAGCCUCCUGGCCGGGCCCCAGGACAGUCAACCUGAAGAGAUGUGGGGACGGCUUCGGCUUCACCUUACGGCAUUUCAUCGUGUAUCCCCCUGACUCUGCUGUACAGGAACAUCUACAGUAUGAAGCAGGAGGGGCUCCACCAGAAGACACUGAAGGAGGCAUCAGGAAGAAGAAGAGCAGUAAGAUCAGUAGUCUGGAGCCCAUGGACACCAUCUUUGUCAAACAUGUGAAGGAAGGUGGUCCAGCACAACAGGCAGGACUCAACACAGGAGACAGAAUUGUGUCUGUAAAUGGAGAGAGUGUGACAGGGAAAACAUACUCACAGGUCAUAGCACUGAUACAACAAAGUAAAGAGAACCUACAGCUGCUGGUGGUGCCAAAAGAUGAAGAUGUCUUACAGCUGGCCUACCAGAACUCUGCCUACAGUGGCUUCCGUGAUCCGUAUCGAGGCAGUGCAGCAGAGAUUCCCAGUCCACCUAGUCUGGACAUCCAGGCCAACAAAAGUCUGGCCAGAAUGCAGUCAGCUUCCUACGCGUCCCUGAGACAACAGAGUAUAAGUUCUGAGCUGGCUGCAGAAAGCACAGGUUCCCUGUCCAGUAUCAGGAGCAGGGACAGUGGGAGCUCCAACUCGGUGGACGUUGCUGGUAAUGAUGCCAGAUUGAAAACUACGAAAGUUGAGAUUUCUCGCCGAAGUUCCGAGUCAGCACUGGGGAAAAUGGUGGAGAGGUUUGAGAGAAUAGGGGAAGCUGGAGGGUACAGCCCACAGGAGAGGAGAGGACCGAUGUCACAGAAAGUACGGUUUAGGAUACAGGAUGGGAACACAGUCAUAGACACAGCAGUCGGACGGAUGGCUACUAAGGAAACAACGGACAACACAUCUUCCAAACUGGUCAGUAUGGGCACACAGACUGAUACAAAGAAACAGGAGGCUGAAGGAGGUGCCACCAGGGAGGAGUCGUUUGUGAAUGAGCUGCGCUGGGCACAUCGGAGUUCUAUGCAUCUAAAACCCGACCAUUCUCGGUCCUCCUCUGAGCCAGUGCCGGACUCGAGUAGCAGCAGAGAUUCCCCACAUCUCAGACACUUGGGAGAGUUCAGGAGAGGGAGUAGUUCACAGGGUCUGCGCAGAAUAGAUGAAGGAAAGUACGGCAGCAAGGAAAGUGUGUCCAGUGUGAGGUCAGAUCCAACCGCUGGCAUCAGAGUCACCACUGAAAGAGGAGAAUCCGGGGGAAAGACUAUUCACAUCAAGAUCCCCAAGUCCCAGUCAUUGGACGUACAAGCAGGGUACACACCAGAAACUAGCAGGAGAGGAGGCACCACCGUGGACGUGGAGAGUAGGAGUGUUGCCAAGAGAAUACCCGUCAGUUCCACUACAGUAGCCGCCAGGACGGCACAGUUCGAAACUAGGGUUCAGAAGAAAGCUUCCACACCCACCAUACAGAGGCACAGCACGGACUGGGAGCCAAAAAGGUCCACCAGUACUAAGGUGUUUGUACCGGAGACAUCAGAACAGAAGGUGGACAUGACAGGGAUCCACUACGCCACCAGAGUACGCAUCACGUCAGACGGCGAGAUUGCGUCCAGUACUGAGAAGGAGGAUUUUUCAGGAAAGAAGACUUCGUUAGUGCGUAAGGAGUCGUACAUCCAUGCGAUGGAGGCUGGCAGUGUGAGGGCGACAGGCGCGAGCACCAAGACUGUGACGGUGAACGUGAGGAAGGGCAGCUCGGGCGGGGUGACAACAGUCACAGCCAGCUCAACAGCAAUCCCCAUGGAAAUGGCUUCCAAGCUCCAUGUAAGCUCAGGGACUCAUGCUCAGGCCAAUAUAAGCUCCUCCCCUGCUGCUGGCCUCACUACAGCUGCCUGCAGUACCAGUAACGACCACACGGUGGUGGUGCUGAGAGAGAAAAAUGUGAACACGGGUGCUGACCAGGUGCGCAGCACACGCCGCUCUUCCUACCUGAUGGCCACGUCACCUGAAGCAGACCAGCUGUCUCCAGAAUCAGACGACGUGUUCUCUAACAAAGAACAAUACACUCCACAACGGAUGCCCAGCAUAAGGAAACUCAAGAGUUUCUUUGGAGAAAAUACACCUAAGAUCCAAGAAGCGACAGAGGAAAGUCUUGCAGUGAGGAGGUCUUCAGAAUCAGCACCUGUGACCACGAGUACUGCUGAUGUCAUCAAGGAGGGCUGGCUCAACUACAGACUCUCUAUUAACGAGAAAGGAAAGAGAGUGAGUGGUGCAAAGUGGAAAGAGGCCUGGGCUGUGUUGAAAGCUCACAUGCUGUACAUCUGCAAGGAGAGAAGAGCAGGGCCAGUGACUGUAGCCGUUGGAGAUGAACAUCCCAUCAGCAUAAAGGGGAGCAUCCCCGACAUCGCGUAUGAUUACACCAAGAGGAAGAAUGUGUUCAGGCUGCUGACUCACAGUUCAGUCAACUGUGUCGAGUAUCUGUUUCAGGCUGAGAACCAUGAUGACAUGCUGUCCUGGAUCUCAGCUAUCCAGAACAACGCAGCUCAGGAUGAUGAGGAAGCAGUAGGUAGCAGGGAACUCAUCCUGAAGAGACAUACGCAGUAUGGGGAUCUCCUCAAUCUGAGAGUUGUACCUAGGAUAAUAGUAAGGAGUGCUGUCAAACUUUUCUUAAGCCCCCAGGCCACAGGACGGGCAGCUCCGUCCCCUACUAUCCAGCUGCGGGGACUAACCAGACGGCCGAAAGGCUCCCAACCUUCUCCUUCCACCUUCAGGAAAGCCAUUAAAGGCCCUGAGGAUUAUGUCGGUUCAGUCAAGACGAAGCAGAACUGGAAGGAGUGGUUCAGAAGACUUGGUCCCAAGACUUCAGCAUCACCAGAACCUAUAGGAAUGUUUGGUGUACAUCUUGAAGAGUGUACGCCAUCUGGGUCUAAUGAGUAUGUCCCCCUGAUAGUGGAACUGUGCUGUACCAUAGUGGAGGCUAAAGGUCUGGAGGUGAUCGGCAUCUACAGGAUCCCUGGGAACUCCUCUGGAGUGGCUCAUCUGCAGGAGGAGUUAAACAAAGGCAUCGAAAACAUCAACCUGGAUGAUGAGAAAUGGGGUGAUACCAACAUCAUCAGCUCUCUGCUGAAGUCUUUUUUCCGGAAACUCCCGGAUCCACUUGUUACCAACAGCAUGUACGGCAGGUUUAUCGAAGCAAACAGACACAAGGACUCCAGAAAAAGAAUGUGGGCACUGCGAGAACUGGUCCACGCACUUCCUGAUCACCACUUUGAAACUCUGAAGUUCCUUGUUGGUCACUUAAAGAAGGUGGCAUCAAAGUCAUACAUCAACAAGAUGGAGGUUCGUAACCUGGCCAUAGUGUUUGGUCCCACCCUGGUGAGGACGACCCAGGAUAACAUGGCCAUCAUGAUCCAGGACAUGUCAGACCAGUGUCGCAUCGUGGAGAGCAUCAUCAGACAUUCGGACUGGUUCUUUGACCCAGAGGUAGAGGGCAAGCCUAUCCCAGUAGACCCAACAGACAUCGACCCUGUCACCAGUAUCACACAGCUACUGAACGGGGGAGGGGGCAGUCGUGUGGAGGAGGUGGAGGUCAGACCAUCAGCCAUAGGAGAUUCAACCUCUGACAACUCGGCCGACCCCAAGAAGAUUGGCUCCACCUUCAUUGCGCAAGACGUCAACAUCCAAGAAAUAGUGCGGGUCAUCGUCGGCGCUGCUGUCCUCAAACAGCAACAGGCAGUGAGAGAGGAACAGCAGCUGCAGCACAGCUACUCUGACGAUGAGGAAGGUUUCAGCAAGGAUUAUUUCACACGUGGGAUUCGCCUCCGCCGCAGCUUCCAGCCCCGCAAGUCUAGCAGUAGUGAGCACAUCAACCAGGGUUCAGAGGUCAAGGUCAACUCCACAGAGGACCUGAAAACACCCUCAAGACACAACUCAGAAAGUUCACUGGACAGGAUAUCGAAAGCAACAGAGCAGCUAGAUCGAAGUGUAGGGAAUGUGUCUAACCUGAGCUCCAGGAAGAUGCAUUACUACUCUGUCAGCAAACACCAGCCAUACUCCCCGGAUCUAACCAGAGACUCCAGCUCUCACGCACCCUGGCAGGAUUCUGUUGUGCGCCGCCCCUUGUCAGACAGGUCCACGUCACGUGCCACAUUUUCCCUCAGUCAACAUUACUACAGUAGAUACGACCUGGAGACCAGAGCUCGGCAAAUGAAAGAGAACUACAAGAGACACAAGGUGAUCCCAGACAAGGAGUACAUCGAGCGUCAGCAUAGACAGGCCAUCAAGGACUUGGAGAAUGAGGAGGGAGGGAAGGAGGUAGUGAACGACAUCUUGUCUCGCAGUGCUCAGCAGAGACAGAUCGUCAUCAAACUGUCAGAUGUCACAAAAGAGAUUGCCGAACUGUCGCAGAAACACGAUGAGUUAGAUGACGGGGUGGAAAAGUCUCUGUCUCGAAUCUCUGCAGACUCCAGAGUUGGCAGGUUGGAUGGGAAUCAUCCGAAGGCAGACGUGGCUUCAGUUACUUCUGAUUACUCCACCACCUCCUCAAGUAACUUUGCCACGUUAGAGUCCAAGAGAUCAACCAGCAGUUCAUUAGUCGACACCCUCAACACC
Messenger RNA from Branchiostoma belcheri (Belcher's lancelet), 5091 nucleotides. Its product is annotated as rho GTPase-activating protein 21-A-like. Gene Ontology annotation, molecular function: protein binding. NCBI's taxonomy places the organism in Eukaryota, Metazoa, Chordata, Leptocardii, Amphioxiformes, Branchiostomatidae. The record is from RefSeq and is a predicted model, not a curated record. The annotation marks the transcript as partial. Gene Ontology annotation, biological process: signal transduction. The transcript has 29 exons.